Molecule: messenger RNA, 1697 nt
Organism: Anoplophora glabripennis (Asian longhorned beetle)
Lineage: Eukaryota; Metazoa; Arthropoda; Insecta; Coleoptera; Cerambycidae
Product: myrosinase 1-like
Exons: 8
Coding region: 60-1541 (493 amino acids)
Biological process (GO): carbohydrate metabolic process
Molecular function (GO): beta-glucosidase activity
Source: RefSeq, a predicted model, not a curated record
UAGAUCGUAAUCCAUUAAGAAAAUUAGUUGUUAGUCAUUAGUUAAAAAAAUUAAAAGUUAUGAGAAACCAUACAAUAUUUGUGUUGAUUUUCUUUUUAUUCUGGAGGAAUACAGAUGCCUUAAGCAACCACACAUUUCCAUCAUUCUUCAAGUUCGGGGUAGCCACCGCUGCAUACCAGGUGGAAGGUGCUUGGAACGAAGACGGGAAAGGAGAGAACAUAUGGGACCGUCUGGUUCACAACACUUCCAUAGUAAUAAACCAUGAUACUGGUGACGUCGCAUGCGAUUCAUACCACAAGUACAAAGAAGAUGUGCAGCUGUUAACACAACUAGGCGUUAAUUUCUACCGCUUUUCUAUAUCUUGGUCUAGAAUCUUACCCACAGGAUACCCGGACCAAAUUAAUAAAGCUGGAGUUGAGUAUUAUAAAAAUUUAAUAAAUGAGUUGAAAGCGAACAACAUAGAGCCCUUUGUUACCAUUUACCACUGGGACUUGCCGCAACCUCUACAAGAAAUCGGAGGCUGGCUGAACGAAACACUGGUGGACAUUUUUGCUGAGUAUGCAAAGACUUUGUUUACUUUGUUUGGUGAUGACGUCAAGUAUUGGAUGACUUUCAACGAACCCAGGCAGAUUUGUUACGAGGGGUAUGGGCUUGGGUGGAAGGCGCCUGCCAUGAAAUUGCUUGGAAUUGGACCUUAUAGAUGUGCUCAUGUACUUAUUAAAUCUCAUGCCAAGGCCUACCAUAUUUAUCAAGAUAACUUUAAAGAGAAGCAAGGAGGUAAAGUAGGUAUAGUUGUGGACACCGAUUGGUACGAACCAGCCACUAAUAAUCCUCUGGAUAGAGAAGCUGCAGAGAGGACCCUACAGUUUAGAUGGGGAUGGUAUGCUCAUCCACUUGUUCACGGUAACUACCCCAAAAUAAUGAUUCAACGAGUUGCUAUGCGCAGUAAAUUGGAAGGCUUCGAAGGUUCCAGAUUACCUGCUUUUACUCCCGAAGAAGUAAAUUAUAUUAAAGGAUCUUACGAUUUUCUGGGCCUGAACCAGUAUGCGUCAUCUUUGGUGAAAUUUAAACCGGAAUCUGAAAUUGGUAUUCCCAGUUACGAAAAUGAUAUGGGUACCUUGACAUUCCGAGAUCCUUCUUGGGAAAGGGGUGCAUCAGAUUGGCUUUAUGUGGUACCUUGGGGAAUAGGAAAAGUUUUGAAAUGGAUUAAAAAGAAUUACAACAGCCCUGAAAUAAUUAUUACCGAAAAUGGAUACUCGGACUACGAUGGUGCUUUACAAGAUGACAAACGUAUUAAUUACAUACAGGGAUACCUCAGCAGUAUUUUGGAGGCCAUAUAUGAGGAUGGUGUUAAAGUGACAGGGUAUACGGCUUGGAGCUUAAUGGACAAUUUUGAAUGGUACAGCGGAUACCGGGAGAAAUUUGGGUUGUUCCAGGUAGACUUCCAAAGUAAAAAUAGAACUAGGACAGCAAAGAAGUCUGCAAAUUUUUACAGGAAUGUUAUACAUUCCAGAAAACUGAAUAAUGUAGGAAAAUCAUAGACAUAGAUAACAAUACAUAGACAACAAUAAUAACAAAUAGGAAAAAUGUAUUUAUUUUAUCUAAAAUAUCUUUUAUAAUUUAUUGAUAAAAGUGGUAAUAAUUAUUUGUGGAAUAUUGUACCUUAUAAUAUUUUUAUUAAACGUAUUUAUAUAGUA